CCCAGUAGUGAGAAAUAAGAUUUAUAAUAAAAGUUGACGUAAUUAAGGCUCGCACCCCCUUUUUUGUUUUGUUUACCUUUUGAAAAUUUCAAAAACUUUUAAAAACUCUGAUUUUAAGACUUAAUGAAACAUGUUUCUCAUAGCAAACUAAGUUAAACUAGUUAAUCUUGAAUUUUAAAUUUAUUUUCCAUGAAAAAUUACAUUGUAAAGCAUCAAAAAAAUAAAGAAAAGUGAUAUUAAGCAUAACGGAUAUAAAAAAUUAAAGGCAUAUAAAGUUGAGGGCGAGAGCUAGUAACGCGAUUUUCUCAAUUCAGUUCCGUUUAACCGUUUAUUGAUUAUUCAGAGAAGAAAAAAUCAUAGUGAAAGAAAAUUAUUAUUUUAAAUCAUUCAAAUGUGUUUUUAGUGCAUAAAAAUCAUCAAAUCUUAUUAUUAACUUUGUUUUUGUAUUAAGUGUAAGUGCAAUAUGUCCGCGGCAGAUCGAGAAAUCCCAGCUGAAGAUUCAAUUAAGGUAGUUUGUCGAUUCAGGCCUCUCAAUGAUUCUGAAGAGAAAGCUGGCUCAAAAUUCAUCGUAAAGUUCCCACAAGGCUCUGAGGAGAACUGUAUAUCGAUUGGGGGCAAAGUAUAUUUGUUUGAUAGAGUAUUCAAGCCGAAUGCAACACAAGAAAAGGUGUUCAAUGAAUCCGCAAAAUCAAUUGUCGCAGACGUAUUGGCUGGAUAUAAUGGAACGAUAUUCGCGUAUGGUCAAACAUCUUCGGGUAAAACGCACACGAUGGAAGGCGUUAUUGGAGAUCCUGGGAAGCAGGGAAUCAUUCCACGUAUUGUAAAUGACAUCUUCAAUCACAUCUAUACAAUGGAAAUGAAUUUAGAAUUUCACAUUAAAGUAUCGUAUUAUGAAAUUUAUAUGGACAAAAUUAGAGACUUGCUUGAUGUCUCAAAAAUAAAUCUGAGCGUUCACGAGGAUAAGAAUCGUGUUCCAUAUGUGAAAGGUGCUACUGAGAGAUUCGUUUCAAGUCCCGAAGAAGUUUUUGAAGUAAUUGAGGAGGGAAAAUCUAAUCGGCAUAUUGCUGUAACAAACAUGAAUGAACAUUCUUCAAGAUCCCACUCCGUAUUUCUCAUCAAUGUAAAGCAAGAGAAUCUUGAGAAUCAAAAGAAACUUUCCGGGAAGCUCUAUCUUGUCGAUUUAGCUGGAAGUGAGAAAGUAUCAAAAACUGGCGCUGAAGGGACAGUCCUCGACGAAGCAAAGAACAUCAAUAAGUCAUUGUCGGCCUUGGGUAAUGUAAUUAGUGCAUUGGCUGAUGGAAAUAAAAGUCAUAUUCCUUAUCGUGAUUCCAAAUUAACGAGAAUUUUACAAGAGUCACUCGGUGGUAAUGCUCGCACGACAAUUGUCAUUUGUUGCUCACCAGCUAGCUUCAAUGAAUCAGAAACGAAAUCAACAUUAGAUUUUGGUAGACGCGCUAAGACCGUUAAGAACGUUGUUUGUGUCAAUGAGGAACUUACAGCUGAAGAAUGGAAACGUCGUUAUGAACGCGAGAAGGAGAAAAAUGGUAGACUUAAAGGAAAACUUGAGAAAUUGGAGGCUGAAUUGGCAAGAUGGCGUGCAGGAGAAAGAGUUGAUCUUAAUGAACAAUUUAAUAUGGCAGAUCCAAUGGAAGCAAGUACACCAAAUGUUGAAGUUGAGGUUGCAGUUCGUGAAGGUCCAGUUCCAGCUACACCAAGUGGAUUGGCAUUAAUUGGAUCAAUCUCGAAUGAUGAACGUGCACGCCUUGAAGCUGAACGUGAAACAUUAUAUCAGCAAUUGGACGAAAAGGAUGAGGAAAUUAAUCAACAAUCACAAUAUGUUGAGAAGCUUAAAGAGCAAAUUAUGGAUCAAGAAGAACUGAUUAGUAAUUCACGUCGUGAUUAUGAGAAUUUGCAGUCUGAAAUGACGCGCAUUCAACAAGAAAACGAGAGUGCAAAGGAGGAAGUUAAGGAAGUUCUUCAAGCAUUAGAAGAAUUGGCUGUUAACUAUGAUCAGAAAUCGCAAGAAAUCGAUAAUAAAAAUAAAGAAUUGGAGCAGGUUAAUGAUGAGUUCCAACAAAAGCAAUCUAUGCUGAAUACGACAACAACAGAACUCCAACAAUUAAAGGACAUGUCUAAUCAUCAAAAGAAACGAAUUAUCGAUUUAUUGGGUAAUCUUUUGCGUGAAUUAUCGGAAGUCGGUCAAGCUCUUAAUACAGAAACGUCAACAGAAUUGAAAAUUAAUUCCGACGCAAAUAUCAAUAAGAUUGAAGAAGAGUUUACAGUUGCACGUCUAUACAUCAGCAAAAUGAAAUCGGAAGCAAAGAACAUCACACAGCGUUGCAGUAAUUUGGAGACGCAACAGCAAGCAACAACAAAGAAGAUUAAUGAAAGUGAGAAAGAGUUAAGCGAUUGUCGACUUUUGAUCUCGCAACAUGAGGCUCGUAUGAAGUCACUCCAAGAGUCAAUGCGUGAAUUAGAGAAUAAGAAGCGCUCAUUAGAGGAGAAUAUUGAUUCAUUGCAUGAGGAAUGUGCGAAAUUAAAGGCAGCUGAGAAAUUGACAUCUUUAAAUGUCGAAGAGAAACAGAAAGCAGAACAGCUGCGCGUUGAGUUUGUCGAACAGAUGGAUCAAUUACGCGAUGCUCAUACUAAGCAAGUUGCAGAUUUGAGAGACGAAAUAGGCGCGAAACAAGAGCAAAUCAAUGAGUUGAGAGACACGACCCAAAAGCUCACGUUGGAGAACCAGCAAAUGUCGAACGAACACGAGAAGUUGAAGCAGGAAGAGGCCGACAAAUCAGCUCGUUUACAGGAACUCAUUGUAACAAACGAGAGACGCGAACAGGCCCGCAAAGAUUUGAAAGGAUUGGAAGAUACAGUCUCAAAGGAGCUCCAAACUUUACACAAUUUACGCAAAUUGUUCGUACAAGAUUUGCAAGCUCGCAUCAAGAAGUCUAUUAAUUCAGAAGAUAGUGAAGACGACGGCGGUUCCUUAGCUCAAAAACAAAAGAUUUCAUUCUUAGAGAAUAAUUUGGAGCAAUUGACGAAAGUUCAUAAACAAUUGGUUCGUGACAAUGCAGAUUUACGUUGUGAAUUACCAAAAUUAGAGAAGCGACUCCGAACGACAAUGGAGCGUGUAAAAGCACUCGAGACAGCAUUGAAGGAGGCUAAGGAAGGUGCAAUGCGUGAUCGUAAGAGAUAUCAAUAUGAAGUUGAUCGAAUUAAGGAAGCUGUUCGUCAGAAGAACUUGGCUCGUCGAGGACCUCAGGCACAAAUUGCUAAACCAAUUCGUGCUGGACAUGCACCAAUUCCUCAGGGAAUCAGAGGAGGUAUGCCACAACCUGGACAGAAAAUCAUCACAGAUAAUCUGAAAAAGAAAGAACUCGAACAAAGUUGAAUGAAUUAAAUCACCGUAUAUAUAUAUUUAUUAACAAGAUAGUAACAGCAAAGCAGUGAGGCAGUGCGUAAUGGAAAAAAAAAAACAUAAAAAACGAUGAAAAAAAUAUAAUAUUUUUACUAUAUGAACUUGCUAACUUUAUUGGGGCAUUAGAAUGUUUUUAGGACUUGAUCAUCAAAACGAUGAUUAUUCAUUCAGUUAAUUUAUUGCUUCUUGUAGAAACUGUUAUAACAUCUCUUUUUAAAAGAAUAUGCUAAAGACAAUUUAGCUUUUACUUGUAAUUCUCUUGAAGAAUCAAAAUUAUAAAUAUUCAUCCUCUACUACUAUUUUUGCUUACCUAUUGUAAUUUUAGAUAAAGUGAAAAACGAAAAUUUUGAAGAUGAUUCUCUAAACAAGAAAGAAGAAUUAACAUUCAUGUUCAUUACUAUAAAAGAAAUAUUCUUAAAGUUUUAGGUUCAAUAUGACUAUAAUUAAAACUACAAACAAAAAUUGUAAAUGUGCAUUACAGACAUUAAAUAGUAUAUUUUAUACAUUCACAAAUAUUUUUUAUUAAUUAACAGACUACAAAGAAUCAAUAUUAGAAGAAAUAGAGGAAGGAAAAGUUACUUAAAGUCGAUUUUCAAUAGCUUCACUGCAAUUUUAUACUUCCUAGCUUAACUCCCUUUUCGUCAUCCAGUGAAAAUGUUUGCAUUAAUUCUAUUUGUUUGGGAGUUGAUUGGAUGUUAACUGAGUCUGUAAGGCUUUUAGUGGUCUAAUUGUCACUUCAUUGACUCAGCUGUACACCUUUAAAUUCCACAAUCAACAUCAGCUCCUAAAAUUCAAACAUAUGAUGAAUGCUUUUAAUGACAGAAAAUUUUAGAAGGAACUUCUUUCUCCAUUAAAUUACUAAGAUUUAAUAACACACACAACAAAAAAAAUAACAAACACAAUUAAUUAUGCUUUAUUUGUGAUAAUAUGAAAGAUAAAUGAAACAUUUCACAGCAAAAAAAAGGAUAUGUAUGCUUGGAAAAUGAUAAAUCAUGCUUAUUUGUCUCUCAUAAGGAAUAAAAUAAAUGAAAAAAAAGUUAAAUACAUAAAUGCAUAUGUGCAUUGAUAGUGAAAUCAGAUGUUCCAGCGCUAAAAAUUCAAUUUAAAGGAAAUUUUAAUGGCUUGCCAAAAAAAAAAGUAAAUAAAUGAAGUGUGUUUCGAGGAAUUUAUGGCGCUAAUAAUUAAUAUUAUUUAUCAUUAAAUCAGUCCAGUUAAUUAUUUUUGGUUUUAUAAUAAUUAAAGUAACACAUUAUACAACAAAAAAGAUGAAUUUUUGAAUUCUUUUAUACAAUUAAGUAGUUUUUAUAAUUCAUUUUCAUAGAUAUUAUUAAAAAUUUUAUCUUUUCCCACUUAGUUUAAUUACAUUUUCAUUUUUUAUAGUCCCCCCCUUCCCCUAUUUUUUUUAAUUGUGCACCUCUCGAAAUGGCAUGAUGAAGUAGAUUUUAUGAGCACAAUAUGCAAAGAAUGAAGCAGUUUAUGCAUACCAUUUACUGGGUAUUUGAAAAAAAAAUUAAAUAAUGAAAAAUAACAAUGAAAGAAAAAUAUGAAUGGUAAAGAAUGUUCGCAAAAUUCAUGAUUUGAAUUGAUAAUAAAAAGUGAAUUAAUUUUUAAUCUAGU
Molecule: messenger RNA, 5035 nt
Organism: Chironomus riparius
Lineage: Eukaryota; Metazoa; Arthropoda; Insecta; Diptera; Chironomidae
Source: the annotation of a GenBank genome assembly